Messenger RNA from Aureobasidium pullulans EXF-150, 1695 nucleotides. Its product is annotated as FMN-dependent oxidoreductase. The record is from RefSeq and is a predicted model, not a curated record. Gene Ontology annotation, molecular function: oxidoreductase activity, acting on paired donors, with incorporation or reduction of molecular oxygen; monooxygenase activity. The transcript is spliced from 2 exons. Lineage: Eukaryota; Fungi; Ascomycota; Dothideomycetes; Dothideales; Saccotheciaceae. The coding region runs from base 475 to 1695 and encodes 406 amino acids.
CGAUAUUGCACGUGCUACAUCCGUGAAGGCAUACUGAUGACCCAAGAGGGUGUGGUGAGUGUCUUCGGAAGCGACCCUAUUUCUCCCCACUCGAUGGAUUGUAUUGAUUGCGCAGUAUGCCGGUCGCUCUGAUCGCAUCAUCGGAGAUGCAAUCAAUGUUGAGUGCAUGCCCCAACCAGGCAUCAGAAUCUGGACUGUUGUUACGGAGUACAGCUUAUCAAAACAAUGCUCGACGUGACACGGUAUCUUCGAAUGUCGCGGGUUAAGGUCGAUACCGCAUCACGAAAUCCGAAGGAUCAAUUCGACAUCUCAACAUCUCAUCACGAUUUUGCGGGACUGGACUCGACAUCGUGUCACGGGACAUCUCGACCAAUUCAACUCAAGCAGCAUGUUUAAAUCCUCGUGUUCACUCGACAAUCGACAUUAUCCUAAGCAUCUGAUGCAACCUGACAAAUCCACCAAGUCUUUGAUCAAAUGACGACCAGUUCUCACAAGAAGCUCCAUCUUGCCGCGUUCACUGGUUUUCCUGGCUGGUCUCAAACAUGGCGCGACCCAGACUUACAUGCACUGGAUAGCCUCGACGUGGACUACUAUAUCAAAUUCGCCAAACUCGCUGAAGAAGGCAAUUUGACACGCUCUGUCUCGCGGACGGAGCAUCAUUCCACGGCGGCUCUUUUGCUCAACACUUGUCGAGUUGACAAUGAGCCAACACAUGUCGCACGACAGCUUGCAAGCCUUGAUCACAUCAGCCAUGGGCGAGCUGGUUGGAACGUAGUGACCACUCCUGGUCCAGGUGCUCGCAACCUGGGUAUCCCUGUAGAAGAUGGAAAGGCAAAAUACAAAAGAGCAGCAGCGUUUCAUGACGCGGUAACGCAGCUGUGGGAUAGUUAUGAGGAUGACGCCUUCGUACGAGACAAGAAGAGUGGAAUAUUCCUCGACAUGAGCAAGGUCCACCCUCCUAAGAUCGACAAUGACCUCUUCAGGGUGUCUCAAGCUCUCACAGUUGAGCGCACUCCUCAAAGCCACCCGGUAACGGUACAGGCAGGCACCUCGCCAGAGGGCAUGGCACUCGGUGGUGCGAUAGCCGACUUCGUCUACUGCGCCAACUAUUCAAUCGCGGAUGGACAGAAAACCUACAACUCGCUAAAAUCAUACGCCACCGCAGCAGGGAGAAACCCAGACCAUCUGCUAGUCAUGACCGGAGUCGUUGUAAUAUGGGGAGAAACCCAAGAGGAGGCUGAACGCAAAUUCGAGAAAGCCAUCUCGGCAUGGCCAAUCGAUGUCGCUGUACAAAGUCUGGCCUUUGACUUCAAGGGCUUCGAUCUCGAUGAUCCAUUCCCCGAUACUUCUGAACAAGAUGUGCGGUCCAAAGGUCGUGCCGUUGCUAUUACGUCUUAUGCUCGCUCAGAUGGCUUGACUAUCAGGCAAGCAGCGCAGCAUUGCUCCAUCGGACUGGGUCAUCGACCCCUGGUUGGUACAACACAGUCUAUUGCAGAUGAUCUGCAAGCAUGGUUGGAUGCCGAAGCGACCGAUGGAUUUGUGAUACAGCCAUUACAUAUCAAAGGCUUGCAGGAGUUCAAUGAGCAUGUUAUACCGGAGCUUGUGCGAAGAGGAAUUUUCCGAAGCGAGUAUGAGGGAAAGACACUGCGUGAGAAUUUGGGUGUUCCUAGACCACCCAAUAGAUAUUUGCAGUAG